GUGGUUUUCAGUGGUGUUAUGGAUAAGGGGUUUACGGACUACCAGUUGGAGGCGGCCAUUAGCAAGGUAUACGCCUCGGAGGCGGCCUGGUAUGUGUGCGACGAGUCCAUACAAAUACUGGGAGGCAUGGGGUAUAUGCGGGAGACGGGACUCGAGAAGUUUUUGCGAGACAUCCGUAUAUUCCGUAUAUUCGAGGGAACCAACGAUAUUCUCCGGCUAUUCGUGUCCCUCACCGGUCUGCAGUACGCGGGCGGACACCUGAAGGAACUCCAGAGGGCGAUGCAGAACCCGGUGGCCAACUUGGGUAUGAUCUUUGGUGAGGGCACCAAACGGUUCGCCCGAUCGGUGGGCCUGUCGAGUGGGCCCUCCCUCCAGGAGUACGUACACCCGGAGCUCAGGGAUGAGGCGGCGCUGGUGUCCAAAAACAUACAAUACUUCGGGAAGUCUGCGGAACACCUGUUGAUGAAAUACAAGAAGAAUAUAAUUCACGAACAAAUGCUUUUGAGACGACUGGCCGACGCGGCCAUUGAUAUCUACGCGAUGGUUGUGGUGCUGUCGAGGGCUACCCGUGCCCUCAACGCCAACCUCAACAGCGCCGGCAUCGAGAAGAAUAUCGCGAAUCUGUUCUGUCAU
Oppiella nova is the source of this 633-nucleotide messenger RNA. The record is from the annotation of a GenBank genome assembly. Lineage: Eukaryota; Metazoa; Arthropoda; Arachnida; Sarcoptiformes; Oppiidae.